AUGGCUCGAUCCGAGACUGGAGAACGAAAGGGUCACAAGCACCGCAGAAACCAUCACAAUGGUUACAGCAAUUCAAGUGACCUAAGCGAUGCCGACACUGGAAGCCAGUCCAGUAAGCGGGACUCCAAGAAGCGCAAGGGCGGCGACGAUGAUGCCAAAGUCAACGGCCAUGUCUCCAAGAAGAUGCGCCGUGCGAGUUUGAGCCAGCCGGCGCGCGACCCUCGCGAUACAACCACUGCCAAACCGUCCAAGAAGAAGUCCAAGAAUAAGUCCGAAGGGACAGUGACCAGAUCCCCGAGCCCGGUGAUUGACUUUGAUGGUCUGAGCCGCCCAAGUCUCGGAACUCGCGAGCGACUCGAAGAAUCCCCCGAGCAAGCCGCCAUCCGUCUCGAAAAGCUCCAGGGCGCUGUUCGCACGAUUCUUGAAUGCGUCGGCGAAGACCCCGACCGCCCGGGUGUUCUUGACACACCGAGACGCUAUGCCAAGGCCAUGCUCUUCCUGACACGCGGCUACCAGCAGAAUGUAAAGGACAUUGUCAAUAACGCCAUCUUCCAGGAGGGCCACAACGAGAUGGUUGUUGUCAAGGACAUUGAGAUUUACAGCAUGUGCGAGCACCACCUCGUGCCCUUCACCGGCAAGAUGCACAUUGCCUACAUCCCGAAGAACCAGGUCAUUGGCCUCUCAAAGCUGCCGCGCAUCGCUGAGAUGUUCAGCAGACGAUUCCAGAUCCAGGAGCGGCUGACCAAGGAGGUGGCCUACGCCAUCAUGGAGAUCCUCAAGCCGCAGGGUGUGGCUGUCGUCAUGGAGUCCAGCCAUCUAUGCAUGGUCAUGCGCGGCGUGCAAAAGACGACGGCGAGCACAAUCACCAGCUGCGUGCUGGGUGCUUUCGAAAAGAAGGAGAAGACUCGCAACGAAUUCCUCAGUUUGGUGGGACUGAAGAAAUAG
Molecule: messenger RNA, 945 nt
Organism: Colletotrichum graminicola M1.001
Lineage: Eukaryota; Fungi; Ascomycota; Sordariomycetes; Glomerellales; Glomerellaceae
Product: GTP cyclohydrolase I
Exons: 3
Coding region: 1-945 (314 amino acids)
Biological process (GO): tetrahydrofolate biosynthetic process; tetrahydrobiopterin biosynthetic process
Cellular component (GO): cytoplasm
Molecular function (GO): GTP cyclohydrolase I activity; GTP binding; zinc ion binding
Source: RefSeq, a predicted model, not a curated record